Messenger RNA from Salvia splendens (bonfire salvia), 2828 nucleotides. RefSeq lists its product as uncharacterized. The transcript is spliced from 3 exons. The coding region runs from base 370 to 2259 and encodes 629 amino acids. The record is from RefSeq and is a predicted model, not a curated record. Lineage: Eukaryota; Viridiplantae; Streptophyta; Magnoliopsida; Lamiales; Lamiaceae.
UCUUGUGCAAAUUAUUUAACUUUAUAUGGUGGGCUGGUCCUCAAUGUUUUUCUCUUUUUCUCACUCCACACUCCUGUUCUUUGUCUCUCCGAGUAGGAAAACAAGAAAAAAAAAUCUAAAAACUGAUUCGAUUUUAGUUUUCUAAUUCUUUUUUUUGAGUACGCUUAUCCCGAGAAUUGGUUAUGGAAUUUUGGAUUUUCUUGAUUGGCAUGUGACAUUGGGUUUUACCAAACAAGGCUUUGAGCUCAAGAGAAAUAGCAAAUGAUUGCAUUGGUUCUGCAAUUUUUUUUCGUGGGGUUCUUUCUUUUGCUUCACUUCUGUGAGUUCUAAGGUGGGGAGGCCUAUCUAUCAGUGAUGCUAAAUUGAGUCAUGGACUUAAACUUCGACAAGUACUGUCUUCUAGAUGGUAGUCCCACAACCGUGCUACCAGUUCCUAGGCCUCGUUCGUGUGUGGUGAGUAGAAAACCAAGUGGAAAGCCCGGAUUUGGAAAUGAGACACCAAGCCUCACUGGAGAGUUUGAGACUGAUUUUGGUGACUGCUAUAGUGGGUCCUGUAGAGAUGUCCUGUUCCAGGGAAUUAGUCGAGAAGGUGGUGAAGUACUGAAGAGAGAAUCGGUGUAUCAGAGUUCCAGAAAGACUAGUCUGGUUCAGGAAAGGGGUGCUGCUGUUGGGAGGAAGAAGAUUGAGUUCUCUCCACGAACUGCAUCCGCAUUCCCAAUAGGAAUCAUUGAUUCAUUGUGCAGUUCGGAUGAAGAGAGCUCUGUGAUGUCUUUCUUAGAACAAAGUACGGCUUCUGGUUAUGGAAAUGGCGCAUAUGAUGAUUCUGCCAUCACUCUGGAGUUCGACACUGCUGCUACUGAAGAAGCUAGUAGUCUUCAAGCAAAAGAUCUAUCUUUCAGUUUGCACAGGUCGUUAUCUGCAAGAUUUGGUUCGCCCCGUUCACCUGCCAAUACGGGGCGUGAUAGCUCAAGAUCCAGCAGCAGUUCGAGGGGCAGGUUUAGUCACGUUAAGAAUAUGCUCGACCCUUUUGUUAAGUCCAUGUCUCGCAGAAGUCCAUUGAGUAAUUACAAUGACUUACAUGGAGAAUUAACGAGUGGUAGAUCGACGUUGAGUGGCAUAUUAGAGAAGCCACACCAUGUUGAACACAAUCAUCAAUAUGAGGAGAAAGAAAACCAUAAUUCAGCCCCCCAGUGUUCUCCAGCACACCUACACGGCCUUCUUAAGACGGGAAGUAAGCACGGAACGCCCUUUUUCCAGUUUUCAGUUAAGUCGCCCGAAGAUGUUUAUGUGGCAAAGAUAUGGAAAGUUGGAAAUGCUUCAACUUGGGUUUACACGUUUCAUAUGCUUCCUAAUAAAAGAAAACGUGGUACUAGUGGAUGGGGGCUUAAAGAAUGCAACAGAGAAUCAUCUAUGGUUGGAUGGAUGCAUGUUACAUGUCGCCUGCAUACAGAGUUUGAAGGUGCAGGGGAGUCGAACGAUUCCAUGAUGACAGAGUUUGUGUUAUACGAUGUUUUACAUUCAAGGAAAAGCACUGGUUGCACUGGUCAAUUUGUGUCAUCUGCAGCAGCUACAUUACCCCCUGAGCUAGAAAUUGCAGCCAUUGUUAUGCAGGUCCCAUUGGAGAAGAGAGAGAGCCUCAAAUUUAAGAGUGGAGAUAAGAAGAUUGAUGCGACGUCUCCUAACUUGCUAGAUCACUGUCGGCUUGGAAAAGCAAAAGAAGGCGUUUCUGAUACUUCAAGUCCGGGAAAUCUGCAUGUUGUGAUACCAGCUGGAAACCACAGUUUGCCUGCCAAUGGAAGCUGUGGCCCUUCACCAUUACUCGAUAGAUGGAGGUUGGGUGGUGGAUGUGACUGUGGUGGCUGGGACAUGACCUGCCCUCUCAGUGUUUUCACAAACAAGAUUGCUGAGGAGCAUCAGACUGAGCUCUUUGUUCAGGGAAGAAAAGACAAUACACCGGCAUUUUCCAUGAAGGUGAUCGAGGGUGGGAAAUACGCAGUCGGUUUUCAUGCUCAAUUAUCAUCCCUGCAAGCAUUCUCCAUCUGUGUUGCCACUCUGCAUGCUACUGAGGCCUCCCCCUCUGGGCGGGAGAGGAGAGAACCGACACUUGAAUGUGAUGUACUCAAGGUAUCCACCGAGGAGGAAAUCAAGAGCAUGGUAGAUGCAAUAGCAGAGCUAGAGAAGUCCAAAGUCAAGAAGAUGGAACAAGUUGUGCCAUCUUUUGUACUCAACCCACCAUUCUCUCCAAUAGCUCGAGUGUAGGCUUCUAAACGAGCAAUGACGACUAAGAAAAAUCUUCGAGGAAGUGGAAAUCCGUGAGGGCAAGCUUGAAGAUAGAGAUGGUUUUGUUUGUGAUAUAUCACUGCAUUCUUUGAUGGUAUAGUCAGCAGCCUUUCUUGGUGGCCAAACUUGAAGAUAAGACUACACACAUUAGGAGUAGUGGUCGAAGAGAAGUGUGUAACUUUGAGGUGUUCAUUCUUGGUUACUGCUGAAUUGCUGGUAGAAUUGGAGAUGUUUUAUUAGUAUUAAUGUAUUAUGUCACAUGUAUAAAGUUAUAGGGGAGUGUACAUGUAGAAUGUAUUGUAGUACAAGAUGAAAUACCAUAUGGUGAUAUACCCGACCCGACCCGACCCGACCCGACUGCCGUGACUCAAAAAUGCUCCUUUCCUUCUCUACGGGCAUUGUAAUUGGAGCUGGACUUCCCGUGCAUGGUGAGAUCGGAGAAGAAGACGACGGGAGGAGGUGCGUGCAUCCAAGUUUUUGUUCGGCAUCUAUUUUGUAGCAAAUGUUUAUUGUAAGUUUGCAGAUUGAACUUUACAAUUUUAUAUGAA